AUGGGGCGAGUCCGGGGAGGCCGCUCGGGUGGGCGACCCCGGGACCAGGCAGGAGACCGGAGAGGCCGCUCGGGGGGGCGACCCCGGGACCAGGAGGGGGAAAAGGAAGAAGAAGUUGAGAAAGAUGCUGCUGAGAACAAGGACAAACUGAAGAUUGAAGAUGUGGGCUCUGAUGAGGAUGAGGAUACAAAGGAAAGCACGAACAAGAGGAAGAAGAAGGUCAAGGAAAAGCGCAUUGAUGCUCAGGAGCUGAACAAGACCAAGCCUAUCUGGACCCGCAACCCAGAUGACAUCACCAAUGAAGAGUAUGGUGAGUUCUACAAGAGUCUCACCAAUGACUGGGAGGACCAUCUGGCUGUCAAGCAUUUCUCUGUGGAAGGUCAGCUGGAGUUUCGUGCCCUGCUCUUUGUGCCAAGAAGAGCGGCAUUUGACCUCUUUGAAAACAAAAAAAAGCGAAACAACAUCAAGCUGUAUGUGCGCAGGGUUUUCAUCAUGGACAACUGUGAGGAGCUGAUUCCAGAGUACCUCAACUUCAUCAAAGGCGUGGUGGACUCUGAGGAUCUGCCUCUGAACAUCUCCAGAGAGAUGCUGCAGCAGAGCAAGAUCCUGAAGGUCAUUCGCAAGAACCUGGUCAAGAAGUGUCUGGAACUGUUCACUGAGCUGUCUGAGGACAAGGACAACUACAAGAAAUUCUACGAGCAGUUCUCAAAGAAUAUUAAACUUGGCAUCCAUGAAGACUCCCAGAACAGGAAGAAGCUGUCUGAGCUGCUGCGCUACUACACAUCAGCCUCUGGAGAUGAGAUGGUGUCUCUGAAGGACUAUGUUUCUCGAAUGAAGGAUAACCAGAAACACAUCUACUACAUCACAGGUGAGACCAAAGAGCAAGUAGCUAAUUCUGCUUUUGUGGAACGCCUUCGCAAAGCCGGCCUGGAGGUUGUUUACAUGAUUGAGCCUAUUGAUGAGUACUGUGUCCAGCAGCUGAAGGAAUAUGAUGGCAAGAACCUGCUUUCAGUGACAAAAGAAGGCCUGGAGCUUCCUGAGGAUGAAGAAGAGAAGAAGAAGCAGGAGGACCUCAAAAAUAAAUUUGAGAAUCUUUGCAAGAUCAUGAAGGACAUCCUUGACAAAAAGAUUGAAAAGGUUGUAGUCUCCAACCGCCUAGUGGCUUCACCCUGCUGCAUUGUCACCAGCACUUAUGGCUGGACAGCCAACAUGGAGAGGAUUAUGAAGUCUCAAGCACUAAGAGAUAACUCCACCAUGGGCUACAUGACAGCUAAGAAGCACCUUGAGAUCAACCCUGUACAUCCAAUCAUUGAGUCCUUGAGGGAAAAGGCAGAAGCUGACAAGAACGAUAAGGCUGUGAAAGACCUGGUCAUCCUCCUGUUUGAGACUGCCCUGCUGUCCUCAGGAUUUACACUGGAGGACCCACAGACACACGCCAACCGCAUCUAUAGAAUGAUCAAGCUGGGUCUUGGCAUUGACGAUGAUGAUUCUGCAAUUGAAGACCUCAUUCAGCCUGUUGAUGAAGACAUGCCCAUCUUGGAAGGAGAAGAUGACACAUCAAGAAUGGAGGAAGUUGACUAAAACAUUUGGUGAACUCUUCUCUGCUUUCUUAAUUAUUUUUGUAAGAUACAUUGCUUCUUUAAAUCAAUGUUUAAUUGAAACAUAACUCCACUUUCUUAAAUAGUGUUAGUUUUUUUAUGUAUUUAAUGU
This is a messenger RNA of Monopterus albus (swamp eel), 1710 nucleotides long. RefSeq names its product heat shock protein HSP 90-alpha 1-like. Gene Ontology annotation, biological process: protein folding. Gene Ontology annotation, molecular function: ATP hydrolysis activity; ATP-dependent protein folding chaperone; ATP binding. The transcript is spliced from 8 exons. Bases 1 to 1581 code for a protein of 526 amino acids. NCBI's taxonomy places the organism in Eukaryota, Metazoa, Chordata, Actinopteri, Synbranchiformes, Synbranchidae. The record is from RefSeq and is a predicted model, not a curated record.